Messenger RNA from Durusdinium trenchii, 2386 nucleotides. The record is from the annotation of a GenBank genome assembly. Lineage: Eukaryota; Dinophyceae; Suessiales; Symbiodiniaceae.
AUGCGGCUGCUUUGCCGGACGUGGCUCCUCCCCGCGUGCUUCGCAGCGGCUGUGCCUUCCCCGCCCAGCAGCGGAGCGGCCUCGGCGGCACCGCAGGCGUUUUGGGCGUGGUUGGUGGACGAGGGAGUGCUGGACAAGAGCUACGUGGAUUGGGUGAAUUGCGAUACCCAAGCUCACAGCGUGCACGGCAGCGCUGCUUCCAGCGCGGAUCCGGGCACAGGAAGUCCAUGGACGAAGUUCCGAAAGCUUCUGGUGCAACAUUUGGAGGAGGGUCGUUGGAACUACGGCGAGCCGUCAGCCUGGGUGGUGACCCCCAGCCAUUGGACCCUCAUCAAGGAGGCUGAGCUCUUGGUGGAGCUCUGGAAACAGUAUGAUCUCAAUGUGAGGGUGGAGAACCUCACCCUGGCGGAGCACAUGGCCUCCGCCAAGCGCACCUCGCUACCGUCACCAGCGGCGAUCAUCAAGGGGGACAUGGUGGCCUGGAUCAUUCAGGAUCACCUAUACCACUUGAAAUCUCCAGGUUCGCCGAGCGAGUCCUUCGCUGGCGGCUGCCUGCAAGGGCUCAUGGCGGCCUUGGGGGUCUUCGGGCGUGCGCUGCAUGUGCUGGGCCAAAGUCCCACCAUGAAGGUGGGCGAUGAGGACGGCUUCCUGCUGUGGCGCCUCGAGAUGGGAUUCCUGAUAGCUGGAAUGCUGCUGGGGGAAGGCUUGAGCUUGCUGGACCUCACCUCCGCACCAGGUUGGCCUGGAUUGAAUACACGCUUCUUCGAGCAGCUGCUCCACCGCCCCCUGAAGCCGGGCGACUUCAACCUCCCCGCCGGCCGUGCCGAGGAGACCGCCGUGCUGGGUGCGCCAGUGCGCACGGCAGACCCCAAGCCCACGCGGAUGCCGGUGCCCGAGCGCCUGCACUGUGCCACCGACCCCCAGGGCGUCACUAGCUGGGGGAAGGUGGCCAAUGCGCGGAUGGCGGCCAGGGGGCAUGCGCUGCGCGUGGCCACCGAGAGUUUGCCUGCCGGGGUGCCGUUUCCUUGGAGGCAGCUGGGGUUCCCCUACCAGGUGCCAAAUGAGGUGAGAGAGCCCUUUGUGCCAGGGUGGGCGAGACAGGUGAGGAUGUUGUCCAUCAUCAGCAACCAUGGCGCAUUGGAUCUGGAAAUUCCCGAGUUGCUCCGACAUCUUUUCCCCCAGUGGCUUGAUGUGCGGUUUGUGCUGGGUGGCUCGAGUCAGGGGAAGAUUUGCGAGAAGACCGACGCAAGGAAGGCUCCACCGUGGUCGACGCCCUCUGAUGGAAUCUACCUCCGGGAGCGUUUCCCAACAGUGCCUCUGGUGCUCUACUUCGGGCCGCCAGUGAUGCUCGUGGUGGCUGAGGACCUGGCUUUAGGCCGUCACAAGCUGGUGGAGACCUUCUGGCACCACGUGCGGCGCUUGACGCGACAGGCAGUCACGGGCGAGGUCUUCAUUGCGGCGGAGUCUCUGUUUCGGGCCGAGCAGUUCUUCUGGCAGACAGGGGCGGAGGUGCCUUUCCUCCGUCCCAUGUCCACCUGGGUGAAUUGCAGCUACGCCCCGCGUGGCGCCACGCGAGGGGAAGCAGAGGUGCUGGUGCACAACCGGGGGCGCCUCAAGUAUGAGAGUGCUUUCCUUGAGUCUCUGCGGCUGAUGCCAGGGCCCAAGUUCCCCUACCGCAUUGUGCCGCAAGAGGGGCGUAUCAUCCCCUUCUCCGAGUUGGCGGGCUACCACGCGGCGGUCAUUGUGCCAUGGUCGCCUGAGCUUUGCAUGCUGAGGCAUCUCUUCAAGAUGCGAAUGCCCUUGCUCGUUCCGCAGCUCUCCUUGCUCCGGAACCUGGUGCAUGUGGCCAACAUGCGGCUCAUGCCGCAACCUGGUCUUGAUGAUUGGAGGAUGCGACCGAUCGGACACUGCGGAGGGAUGCAGGUGUAUGGGUUGAGGAAGGAUCUCAAAGACGUGCCCCUGGCGGUCCGGCCUCCUUGCAUUGGUGGGGGAAAGGUAUCCCUACAACGCCUACGACCCCUGGAGCGACCGCGCGCACGUGGCCGCCGUGCACCCCUUCGACCCCUUCGAGGACACCGUCCUGGCGCCCUCCAACGUGCGGGGCAUCCAGGCGCGUGCCUACUGGGCGGAGUACUCGGAGUACCUCCUCGUGCCUGAGCUCUUGCGCUUCAGCAGCGGCGCGGAUCUCCUGGCGCAGCUGAACGCCAUGGAGGGCCGCAAGGUCUCGGCGCGCAUGGGCGCAGCCUACCGGAACGACCUGAAAGAGACUGAAUGCCGGGCUUUGGUUUCAAGUCGCCUCCAGCAUCCCCCAGCACUGUCUUUUUGUGACGCCGCCAUGAGGAUGCAGAGCUUCUGGCAGGAGCUGCUGCCCGUGCUCGUUGGGGAG